This is a messenger RNA of Sclerotinia borealis F-4128, 6087 nucleotides long. NCBI's taxonomy places the organism in Eukaryota, Fungi, Ascomycota, Leotiomycetes, Helotiales, Sclerotiniaceae. The record is from the annotation of a GenBank genome assembly.
AUGAAGAGGUCGAUUUGUAAAAAACAAGUUGCGCAAGCUAUACAAAUUCAAUCACGUCGUACUCUUAUUCACAGUUCUCCAAGAUGGCGCCCUGAAUUGGCAUUCUCAACAUCUGCUGAUGUCGAAACACCACCAUUUCGAAAAGAAACACUUCCAUUCAAAUUCGAAACUGGACUUGCGCUAUUCGCCAAGAGACAGCCGCGACCAUUUCCUCCUCCAUUCCUAUCACCUCCCUCGGUGUCCUUCUCUGACCCCCUGAGUACUCAUCACAAGAGUCGCGAUAGAAGACCUUCUGUGAACGGCGAGGUAAUCCGAGGGUACACAAAUGGUGAUGAUGCAGUUUAUUCGAGUGAUCACUUUAUUGGCACAAAUGAUGGAGUCGGUGCAUGGUCAACAAGAGAAAGCGGACAUGCGGGGUUAUGGUCGAGGCUAAUUCUGCACUUUUGGGCUUUGGAAGUAGAGAACGACGCAAGAAUAUCCCGCCCAGCAGGACAAUACUUCGAGCCGAACCCUGUUGAAUAUCUGCAGAAGGCAUACGAGCAAACUAUACAAGCUACGGCGAGUCCGAAUAAGUGGCAGGGGACAACUACAGCUACCGGAGCACAAUUGCAUUAUAAAAGAGAUGAUUCAAAUCCCACUGCGCCUGCUACACCUCUCUUAUACGUUACGAACAUUGGCGAUUCACAAGUACUGGUCAUAAGACCGAAACAUCAGGAACGUAUUUUCAAAACUACAGAACAAUGGCAUUGGUUUGACUGUCCUCGACAACUUGGUACAAACAGCCCCGAUACACCCGUUAAUAAUGCUGUCAUGGAUAAGGUUGAGAUUGAGGAAGACGAUGUCGUUCUUGCUAUGUCUGAUGGUGUCAUUGACAAUCUAUGGGAGCAUGAGAUAAUCGAAAGUGUUGUGAGCAGUAUCCGUAAGUGGGAGCGAGGUGAGGGUGGUGUAAGUACUGGGGAUCGAGGAGGUGGUGCUGGAGGUGGUAUGAAAUUCGUAGCCGAUGAGCUCAUGAAAGCCGCGAAAGUUAUCGCGCAAGAUCCUUUCGCAGAGAGCCCAUUCAUGGAGCAUGCUGUUGAAGAAGGCCUUGCUAUGGAAGGAGGAAAAUUAGAUGAUAUAAGUGUUGUCGCAGCUCUAUGCACGACUUCGGAAAUAAAGUGGCUAGAAGCUGUUCCUGUGACAGCUACCCGCGCCAAGACGCACAUAGAGACAACGAUAUGUCAGGAGGAGGAUAAUACGAAACGGAGAUCUUAUCAUCGAAAGAUUCGGUUCAUAGGGAUGGACGCCCUGACCAGAGACGGGCAGAGAAGGAGGAGGAGUGUUGCAGGCGUGAAGAGUUUAGGGCUCAAAUGCCAUCGAUACAAUGGGGAAUAUUACUCCUAUCCUUUGGUUCUAGACUUUGCUGGCCCGGCGAAGCAAUACAAAAAGCUCAUGCAGCAAUAUGGCAUGAGCUUUGGUUUCCGCGAGGCAUAUCAAGUUCUUCUUGACGCAGACAUCAUUAGGGAUGCCGACAGAUUUAAGAUGGACUUGGUAGGCGGCUUGGAGCGAACGCUUCAAGGUCAAGUUAAGCCCAUGAUCACACAAUGUUCAAUGCGCCAUUUAUACGCUGCUUCGUCAGAACCUGGAGUAUCAUAUCUCAUUGACAAAGCCAAAACGUACGAGCGACGCCGUUGUGGUCACCUCCCCGAAGAUUAUCCCGAACCUCUUUCCGCACACGAAUGUAUCAAAGCAGUAGUUGACGGUAAAGACAAUGGAACCAAUAAACACAGAUACGUGGUAGCAAGUCAAGAUAUAGAAGUCAGAAAAGCUAUGAGGGCAAUUCAGGGUGUGCCUUUGGUUUAUAUCAAUAGGAGUGUUAUGAUUAUGGAACCAAUGGCAGGAACAUCUACAGAUGUGAGGGACAGGGAAGAAAGGUUGAAAUUUAGACAAGGCAUAAAGUCAGGCAGGGCUUCAGGAAGUCUCAAGAGAAAGAGAAAUGAAGGGGAUGCGGACGACGACGAAGAUUCGGCAAUGAAAGAUAUGGGUGCGCAAGAAGGUGUUGCGAAAAAGAAGAAGAAUGCUCCAGGACCAAAAGCACCAAAUCCAUUAGCAAUGAAGAAGAAAAAGAAGGCUGAAGGGGAUAAUACGAAGCCUGAUGCGUCAAUCAAAUUGGUCGAUGCCAAUAGUACGGGAGCGGAUGGUUCAGAACCUAUUAAGCGCAAACGAAAGCGUCUACACUCGAAGAAAAAGGCAGAAGAUGGGGCUGAUGCGGAAACUGCAAUUGCAGUGACAUUAGAUGAUUUAUCUGUUAGAGAAACCACCUACCCUGUGAGUCAAGGUGGUGGUCGAAGUGCUAGAAACAAUAUGCCACAGAGUGAUGAGACCACCACAAAUGCUAAGGAAAAUGGCAAUGUGGGACCGGGUACAGCUGUUCAAAAUGGACCUGCAGAACUUGAUGAUUUUGGACUGCCCCUCAAGAAGGGUGUUGUUCCAGAACCGGUAGCAUAUGAUGGACUGGAGAGCGCCGAAUCGGAGGAUAAGUCGAACAUCGUCGAGGAUCGGAAUGCCGAGACUGAAGAGAAUGGAUUGAAGAAUGCGGGUGUUGUCAAGGAUGAUGUAAAGGAUAAUGGCUCAGAUGAGGAAGAUGAGUUCAAGGACGCUCAAACGACUCCAUUUCCCGCCACGCCGAAUCCCGAGCCGCAAGAAACCCGUGAGAUAACUCAGAAUAAUGAAUUGCCAGUUCAUGGUCACCCCGCCCCUCAAGAAACAAUCAAAGAAGUCGAACCUGCAAGCAAAGAAGAUCUGGCAGAAUCCCCGGAACCUGCGAACUCUACGGAAGCAUCAAAACCUAAAGAAGACCUAGAAGAGAAGAGCAGUGGCAACGAUAAUGGGAAUGUGGUUCCCAUAACAGAUAGUAGACAUGGUCGGAUGGAGUCAAACCAGGGAAUAUCAGAAUGGUCGCAUCAACAUACACAUACCACUUUGCCCGAUUCAACAAGUCCGCCUCAGGGAAACGACGAAUGGCAGACAAUGCCAGCUUAUGCCCUAUACGAUAUUUACGAUGACGAUAAUAGGUUGAUUGCGAGGGAGGCGCAUGAAUCUGACGAUGAGCCAGAUGCAUAUGCGGGUUUAGGUGGCGCCGGUAGAGGAUAUACCAGAGUACAACUAGAUGAAGAUGCUCAAUCUGCGACAAGUCUGGACGAGAACACACAGUACCUUUUUAAGGAUGUCCACGGCACUGGGGCUGGAGAAGCGGAAGACGAGGAGCAGCGAGAUGCAGUUUCACAGAUGCAAGCUACCAAGGAUCUUUUAACCGAAGGGCAAAGAAUUGCAUAUGUUGGCAUGACUCGACUUAUAUUGUCUAAAAUGCUCGAACAACAGGAACUAUUGGUAGCAGCCAAAAAAGGAAGCAAAAAAGAUAUACAGGUGUCAGCGGAGGCCAUGAAGAUGUGGACUCAAAAAAUGAUGGUGCGGCUAUAUGCGCAUAUGGAAAUUAGUACCGAUGAACAGAUCAUGAUAGAGCAAUUGGCUGAACAUGGGGUAGUUCCUUCUGAUUUGACCGGUACUCUCAUGCAGAAUGCACGAGUAAAGAAUCCUAUGGCCGAAAAAGCCCAUUCAAGCAAAGACUCCAUCGCUUCAAGUAGAAGCCCCAGGGAAUCCAUUUCAUCUCCGCGAUUUCAACGAGAAUCUGUACAGUCUCCACGGCUGCCACAAUCACCUUCAACUCCAUCAACUCCUCGGCCAUAUGACGAGGAAGAGCCAGCUGCAGUACCUCCACCAUAUCAAGAGCACGAAGGCGAAGAUUUGCCUGAAGUCCGAACUCCUUCACAACUUCCCACCACUAAGGAUAUUGACAUCGAUCUUCGGUGGACUGUACUUUGUGAUCUAUUCUUGACUUUAAUCGCAGAUUCGGUUUAUGAUGCACGAUCCAGAACUUUACUAGAAAAGGUUGGUGACAACAUGGAGGUUUCAUGGUUAGAAAUUUGUCGUUUUGAGAAACGAGUAACAGACGCUUUAGAGAUGCAACAGGCAGCCGAGAAGGAGAACUGGAACGAGGAUGAUCACAAAGAAAAUAGAAGAAAAUUGGCUCUCAAGAAAAGAUAUUUGAUGAUGGGCCUUGCAACUGUUGGUGGAAGUUUAGUCAUUGGACUUUCCGCAGGCCUCUUGGCACCUGUUAUUGGAGCAGGUCUUGCUGCCGGUUUCACAACAAUUGGCGUAGCAGGUACUAGUGGAUUUCUUGCUGGUACCGCAGGUGCUGCCAUUAUCACAACAGGUGCCGCAACUUCAGGUGGGAUUAUUGCAGUCAGGGCUGCAAAUCGUAGAACUGGAGCAGUCAAGACUUUCGAGUACCGGCCAUUGCACAAUAACAAGCGAGUCAACUUAAUUAUUACAGUUUCGGGAUGGAUGACGGGAAAAGUCGACGAUGUACGCUUGCCAUACAGUACUGUUGAUCCAAUUAUGGGAGACAUUUAUUCUGUUCUUUGGGAGCCGGAAAUGCUUACGAGUAUGGGAGAUACCAUCAAUAUUCUUGCAACUGAAGCUCUAACUCAAGGUCUUCAACAAGUCCUUGGAAGCACCAUUCUCAUUGGUUUAAUGGCCGCUCUACAACUACCAGUUGUUCUGACCAAGCUUUCUUAUCUCAUUGAUAAUCCCUGGACUGUUUCUCUUGACCGUGCCAAUGCCGCAGGACUUAUUCUUGCAGACUCACUUAUUGAUCGCAACCUUGGUACCAGACCAAUCACUUUCGUGGGAUAUUCCCUUGGCUCUCGAGUUAUCUUCUCAUGUCUGAAAGAACUCGCCAAAAAAGGCGCCUACGGACUGGUCCAGAAUGUUUACCUAUUUGGUUCCCCUAAUGUGGUGAAUCAGGACGAAUACCUCAAGGCUAAAUCCGUCGUGGCUGGUAGAUUUGUUAAUGGAUAUGCAAGGAAUGAUUGGAUUCUAGGAUAUCUUUUCCGUCUUACUAGUGGUGGCAUCAGACAUGUAGCAGGACUUGCGCCAAUUGAAAAUGUACCUGGCAUAGAAAAUGUGGACGUCACCGAUCUGGUACCGGGACAUAUGGCAUACCGUACUGCCAUGCCCAAGCUUCUUCGAGAAGUGGGAUGGGAGGUUGAAAGCGACGAGUUUACUGAAAUCGAAGACCCAGAUCCGGAAAAUCACGCUGAAAGACAGAGAGAGCUCAUAAAUGAAAUCGAAGAGGCCAGAAAGGACUUCGAGAAAAAGGAGAAAGAGGGAAAAGGAAGAUUUAGUUUCUUUGGUCGUAAAAAGAAAUCAGCUGUCGAGCGCAAAGAAUGGGAAACGUAUGAAGAUUCAAAGAACGAACCGGGUUAUGAUUCAAGUCACGCUGGGACAGAGGAUGGCCAGGGAAACAAUCAUGGAGUCCUUUUUGAUAUCGAUGCGAUCCGCGCAGAGGUUGCUAGCGGAGUUGCUGCCGACGGUGGUAGUGGCGAACAUAUGGAAGUCAAAGAACUUAAAUCUACACUACCACCCAUGAAACUCAAUUUAGGCUCGUCCUCAAACAGCAAUCAAUCCAGUCCACGCAAUUCCCUCCGGCCAACAAAAAGCUACGAUACUAGUAGCACAUUAAAAGCCUAUAAUUGUCGUUCGCCCGAAUAUUCUCCUCGCCCUUCCAAUGCAGGGCUUGGCGUAGGCUCGACGUAUUCCUACUCAAAUUCCAAUUCGAGACAGGAUCUCGAAAAACAUUCUCCAUAUAUGGUUCAGGAACCGGAAGAGGAAGUCGAGAUGACGUUCGAUACGGCUUAUCAUUCUCCUCCGCACUCGGCUAAUGUUAGUAGUACGAGGUUGCCCGAGAGGGGAAAUACGAGUUUUCAUUCGCUGGGGCAUGGGGUGGCGGGUAAUAGUGCUGUGUUUAGAGAGGGAGGUUUGGAUGGAAGUGGGAGUGGAAGUAGAAAUGGAAGACCGGAAUUCAAAUCGGCGAGUAUGUUGCCGGUGGGAUUGGGGGUCGGUGGGUUGGGAGCAGGACUCGGGAUGGGGAUGGGGACGGGAAUGGGAAUGGGAAUGGGAUAUGCGAUGGAGAAGAAUGCUUGGGCGGAUGAUGAUGAGGAUGAAUUUGGGGCUGGGGGUGAAAAGGAAAUCGAGAUGACUUUUGCAUAA